This is a messenger RNA of Spinacia oleracea (spinach), 642 nucleotides long. RefSeq lists its product as uncharacterized. The coding region runs from base 1 to 642 and encodes 213 amino acids. The transcript has a single exon. Lineage: Eukaryota; Viridiplantae; Streptophyta; Magnoliopsida; Caryophyllales; Amaranthaceae. The record is from RefSeq and is a predicted model, not a curated record.
AUGGGAGAUCACAGUAACACUACACCUAAUCAGGAUAUUACUAGUCCUUUCUACCUUCAUCCUACUGAUAACACAGCUAAUCAAUUGGUUUCUAUCAAGUUUAAAGGAGAUGGAUAUGGUGACUGGAAAAGAAGCAUGAUGAUAUCCAUCUCUUCUAAGAACAAAUUAGGUUUCAUUAAUGGAACUUUGACAAAACCUGAUGUUGAUCAUCCAACAUACCAUGCAUGGAUGAGAUGUAAUGAUAUGAUGAUUUCAUGGCUGCUAUUCAACCUAGAUUCUACUAUUGCAAAGAGUGUCUUAUAUUUUCAAACAGCUAGAGAGAUUUGGUUGGACUUGGAAGAUAGGUUUGGCUUCAUUUCAGGACCUCAGUUGUUUUCUCUGGAGCAACAAGUGUCAGAAAUGAAACAAGGUGGACAGAAUAUCUCAGAGUUCUUUACUGAGAUAAAAUCUUUGUGGGAUAAGAUCAGUGCUGCAAAUCCUUUGCCUACAUGUACUUGUAAUCUUUGUACAUGCAAUCUGACACAAAAGAUCUUCAAGAUGCAACAAGAUCAGAGACUUAUGCAAUUCUUGAUGAAACUUGGAGAACAUCUAGCUAUUGUUAGGGGUAAUCUGCUGAUGCAACAACCACUACCUACAAUCUAA